AUGGCCCCCCAGAAGCCCCUCCGCACCGCAAUAAUCGGCCUCUCGGCCAGCGCCUCCUCCUCCUGGGCCGCCGUCGCGCACCUCCCCAACAUCCUCAGUCCGACCGGCCAAACCCUCUUCACCCUAACCGCGCUCCUCAACUCCUCCCCCACCGCCAGCAAAGCCGCCAUCCAGAAAUUCUCCCUCCCCCAAGACACAACGCACCCCAUCUCCUCGCCCGCCCACCUCGCCGCCGACCCCACAAUCUCCCUCGUCAUAACCAACACCCGCGUCGACAACCACCACGCCACGACCCUCGCCAGCAUCCGCGCAGGCAAGGACGCCUACAUCGAAUGGCCCAUCGCGUCCACGCCCGACCACAUCGACGACCUCGUCCGCGCGGCCCGCGAGUCCGGUGCCCGCGUCGCAAUAGGGCUGCAAGCGCGGUGGGCGCCUCCCGUGCGCGCGCUGCGGGACGUCGUGGAGUCCGAGAGGUUCGGCAAGUGGACGAGCAGCCGGUUCGUGGCGUAUAGUAAUGGCACGGAGGUGUCGGAGGGGUUGAAGUACUUUACGGAGAGGAAGGUCGGUGGGAACUUUGUCACGAUUUUGGGGGGGCACUCGGUGGAUAUGGUACAAUCCGUAAUAGGAGACUUCGCCCCGGACGCAGACGCCCACCUCUCCAACCUCUACCCAACCGUCACCGUCCGAAACAACGACGGCAGCACCUCAACCAUCCAAAAAGACGUCCCGGACAUCUUCGUCGUGCAAGGCCACGUCUCCAACGCCCCGCACGCCGCCCCCAACGCCAUCUCCACAUUCCAGCUCCUCCAGCCCUCCCCUUUCCCCGGAACCCCAAAGCUCGAAUGGGUGAUUUCCUUCGAGCGCGGAGAGGUGCGGCUCGUGUCGCAGGACAGCCUUGCCCUCGGCACCGGGACGCCGUACGUGGAGGGCGCGACGCAGCCGACGAUUCAGACGCAUGACUUUGAGACCGGGGAGGUCGGGAAGGUUCCGUGGGAGUGGAGCGCGGAGGAGAAGGAGGUCGGGGUUAGGGCGAGGUCUGUGGGGAGGAGUUUGAGGGCGUUUGCGAGGGGAGAGAAGGAGGGGGACGGGUGGGUGGGGAUUGAGGAGGCGGCGGGGAGGGCGAGGCAGGUUGAGGGGUGGUUGGUUAAGGCGGGGUUUUAA
Molecule: messenger RNA, 1161 nt
Organism: Aaosphaeria arxii CBS 175.79
Lineage: Eukaryota; Fungi; Ascomycota; Dothideomycetes; Pleosporales
Product: putative oxidoreductase
Exons: 2
Coding region: 1-1161 (386 amino acids)
Molecular function (GO): nucleotide binding
Source: RefSeq, a predicted model, not a curated record